Molecule: messenger RNA, 1022 nt
Organism: Helobdella robusta
Lineage: Eukaryota; Metazoa; Annelida; Clitellata; Rhynchobdellida; Glossiphoniidae
Exons: 7
Coding region: 76-750 (224 amino acids)
Biological process (GO): ribosome assembly; translation
Cellular component (GO): mitochondrial large ribosomal subunit; ribosome
Molecular function (GO): structural constituent of ribosome
Source: RefSeq, a predicted model, not a curated record
UAAAAGUGAAUUUACGUUCAUAUUGUAAAAUUUGCAAAAUAAUUUUGGCAAACUUAAAAUAAUUAAAAUAAAGUUAUGAAUUUUUUAAAGGCAUUUGUACGAAAUUCUUAUCCUUCGAUCAGCAAGUUAAAGUUAAAUGUGCCUAUUAUAAACAAUUAUCUGGAAACCCGUCUAUGUCCUCCAGUCUUCACAAGAUGGCUACAUACAAGCACCACCUUGGAGAAGUCAUACAAGGUGCAUGGGGAACCAAAAAUUUGGCUGAAAUACAAUGAUGUUGUGUACCCACCUCUGUCUCCUAAUGAACCCCAUAGGCCUGCUGAGGUAGUGCACCAAAGGUCAAAUAUAAAAUACUCUCAAAAGAAGUUGUGGUACAUUGCACAUAUGAUUAGAGGCAUGUCAAUAGACGAGGCUGUGAAGCAACUGUCUUUCUAUGAGAGGAAGGGAGCUGCCAUUGUUAAUGAGAUAUUGUUGGAAGCUCAAGAACUAGCUGUGAGAGACCACAAUGUUGAAUAUAAAUCAAACUUAUGGAUCGAGACGGCAUUCGUUGGGAAGGCAAAAACAGUGAAGGGGAUGCGGAAGCAUGCCCGUCGAAAACCCGGAGUCAUCGAGUACAGGUAUUCACAUUUUUUUGUGCGCUUGAGAGAAGGUCGACCGCCACUCCACUACUACCCUCCCGACCCAACAGGCCAGCAAAUGUUCGAAGACUACAUCCAAAAACUGAGAGAUCGAAACAUCAAAGUGGCCCUGUAAAAAAUUUAAACAAAGAAAUUUAGUUGUGUGUGUGUGUUUUUGUUUGUGUGCAAGUCUGUGAGUGAAUCGGGAAAGAAUGAAAAAUCAGUUUCUUUUUCUGAACAUUUGUAGUGUUGGUGAUGAUUUUGAUGCGAUAAUGACGUAAAAAUGAUGAUGUAAUGACAAUAUCAUCAUUUUCAUCAGUUUCAAAUUCGGUUGCAUGUUUUUAAAAAUUUGAAUCACGUGCUAUCAAGAAAUAAAAUUGAAAAAGUCGUUUGGUACAAGAACACUAA